Molecule: messenger RNA, 984 nt
Organism: Alternaria postmessia
Lineage: Eukaryota; Fungi; Ascomycota; Dothideomycetes; Pleosporales; Pleosporaceae
Exons: 1
Coding region: 1-984 (327 amino acids)
Molecular function (GO): pectate lyase activity
Source: RefSeq, a predicted model, not a curated record
AUGAAGUUCUCAAUCAUGUCUCUCGGCCUCAUGGCCGUCUCUGCUCUGGCAGCACCUAUGCCAUCUCAGAUCGCACCCAAGCGUGACGGUCUCACCAAGCGCGCCGCAUCCCUGGAGGAUGUCGCCACUACCGGUUUCGCUACCCAGAACGGAGGUACCUCUGGAGGAAAGGGAGGCAAGACCAUCGAGGUCAGCUCCCUCAGCGAGUUGGAGUCUGCUGUCAAGGGUGAGGAUGCCGCUAUCGUUCUCAUCACCGCUCCCAUCAAGGGAAGCGGAGAGAACGUCAAGAUUGGCAGCAACAAGUCCGUCAUCGGAAAGGACUCUUCCGUCGUCCUGACCGACUUCACCCUCACAGUCAAGGCAGUCAAGAACGUCAUCCUCCGCAACUUCGCCGUGGAGAAGGUCGUCGGCGGCGAUGCCAUUGCCAUCCAGGAAGCCCAGAACGUCUGGGUUGACCACGUCGACCUCUCCUCCGACCUCGACCACGACAAGGACUACUACGACGGUCUCCUCGACGUCACACACGCCGCUGACUAUGUCACCAUCUCCAACAGCUUCAUGCACGACCACUGGAAGUGCUCCCUAGUCGGCCACUCUGACAGCAACGGCAGCGAAGACAAGGGCCACUUGACCGUCACCUACAACAACAACUACUGGCUCAACAUCAACUCUCGCGGCCCUUCCUUCCGCUUCGGAACUGGCCACCUCUACAACAACUACUACGAGAACGUCUCCGAUGGCAUCAACACGCGCCAGGGUGCCCAGCUCCUCGUCCAGAACAACGUCUGGGUCAAGGCCAAGAAGGCGCUCUACAGCACCGACGGUGGUAACGCUGUUGCCGAGGGCAACGACUUUGGUGACAGCGAGAACACUGCUCCCAAGGGCUCCCUGUCCAAGGUCCCGUACGAGGUUCCUGAGCUCCUUGAGGCGGCUGCUGUCAAGGCUGCUGUUGUUGGCACUGCCGGUGUUACCCUCAAGUUCUAA